Salvelinus namaycush (lake trout) is the source of this 345-nucleotide messenger RNA. RefSeq names its product cocaine- and amphetamine-regulated transcript protein-like. The coding region runs from base 1 to 345 and encodes 114 amino acids. Gene Ontology annotation, molecular function: neuropeptide hormone activity. NCBI's taxonomy places the organism in Eukaryota, Metazoa, Chordata, Actinopteri, Salmoniformes, Salmonidae. The transcript is spliced from 3 exons. Gene Ontology annotation, biological process: negative regulation of appetite; positive regulation of MAPK cascade; adult feeding behavior. The record is from RefSeq and is a predicted model, not a curated record.
AUGGACAGCAUCAGGGUCCGAGCACUCUUCUACCUGGGAGUCUGUCUGUCUGUCUUCAGUGUUGUUUGCCUGGGGCAGAUGUCAGAUGACAACAGACUCUCUUCACAAGAGGAACAAUUUCCACUGGGAUAUGUCACCAGAGAUUUGGCUGAUGCGCUCGAGAGGCUUCUGGAAGGCGUACAGCAAGACAACAGGAUAGGUCUAUCAGUGGAGAAAAAAGCAAGUCUCAUUCCACGGUGUGAUGUUGGAGAGCGGUGCGCUAUGAAGCAUGGGCCGCGCAUUGGAAGGCUUUGUGACUGUCUGCGAGGCACCGCGUGCAACACAUUUUUCCUGCGUUGUUACUGA